AUGCUCAGCGCCAAAGCUCUAGGGAAGCAGCGGGUUGUUGACAUUGAGUCUUCCCAGGUACAGACUGCUGAGCAUGUAGACAAAGACCUGGUCGUCCGCUUUAUCGAAGGCAUACCGGAUCUCACAGUACAGGUCGCCCAGACGGACGUUGUUCGUGAUAUCAAGAGGAAGAUACGCGAUGCAAGACCCCAGUUGGAGGAUCGACGUCUCAGAUUGAUUCUCUCGGGACAACUCCUCGCAGAGAAUGCGCAGCUAUAUUCGCGCCUCGCGUCGCUGGAAACGCGCCAGCGUCGGGCUGUGUCUGGGGAUGGCGAGGAUGAGGGCGAGGGAACGAAAGAGCGACACGCUAGUACCAUAUGGCUCCAUUGUUCUGUCGGACCUCAGAUGACGGCAGAUGAAGAUGAUGAGGCUCAAGUUCAGACAGCUCAAUUGAAACCGCUGAGAGGUUUUGACAGACUCGCUGCAGCCGGUUUCUCCGAACAAGAUAUUGCGAAUAUCCGACUACAGUUUCACGCGCACUCUGCAGGCGACUAUAUUGAUCAGGACUUCGAGAACGACGAAGAUUUCGACGAGCAUGCUCGCGCGCUCGAAGAGCAAUGGAUUGACUCAUUCGACAAUGGGGGUGCUUCUCUCUCCCAGACCUCUCAUACGUCAUCAACAGUUCUCAAUGGUGUGAUUAUCGGAUUUUUCUUUCCAUUGUUUCCAGUUUUUUUCUUCCACUCUCCCAAACCAGCGGCCUUUUGGGACGAUGGCACUGAACACGAAGCAAUGGGUAGUGUCAUAUUCUCGUAA
Fibroporia radiculosa is the source of this 792-nucleotide messenger RNA. RefSeq lists its product as uncharacterized. Gene Ontology annotation, cellular component: endoplasmic reticulum; Dsc E3 ubiquitin ligase complex. The transcript is spliced from 4 exons. NCBI's taxonomy places the organism in Eukaryota, Fungi, Basidiomycota, Agaricomycetes, Polyporales, Fibroporiaceae. The record is from RefSeq and is a predicted model, not a curated record. Bases 1 to 792 code for a protein of 263 amino acids. Gene Ontology annotation, biological process: protein processing. Gene Ontology annotation, molecular function: protein binding.